AUGGCCGACAACGACCUCCGAUUUCCCUCGCUUGAUUCCAUCCUAGGGCCCUCCGUCGGGCAGAGUGAGCCCACGGAUGCCUCCAACACGCCGAAGAAGCAGGUCCGCAAGCAGAGCAGAGAGACCAAGAAGACGCCUUUCCCUCCCCGCAAGGCUCCGACGUUGGAGGAGCCCAAAGAUGCCAACGCCGUCAAGCCGAAGCAGACCAAGAGCCGCAAUGGAUGUCUAACCUGCAAGGCGAAGCGUCUGAAAUGUGGCGAAGAGAAGCCCGGAUGUUCGAAUUGUUCAAAGAGAGGCGUCCCAUGUGGAGGAUACAAGAAGGUGUUUCAAUGGCGCGAAUAUGGCAAUACAGAGGUCAGGGUCAACGUGGAGCGAUCGAAGCAAGCAACAUCGAAGCCACGGUCACCCGCGAGACCAUCGCCGUCCACUGAACGUCCACCUCAGUUGCCACCGGCAAUCAAUGACUCCAAGCGCAUUAGCCAAGGGUCGUCACUUUCCCAUGCUGAGAAGAACCGCUCGUAUCAGUCGACCCCUCACGAGUCCUCUCCUUUGGACUACAACGAUCACGCGCAAGAUAGUCGAGGCAACUCACCAGCCGACGAUCCUCCAGAGCCGGCGCCCCCACCCCACCAAGUAUCAAGACCGCAUGAGUUCACAGGGACUUCUGCGCCGGUCGACUUCAAUUCGGCCACGUUCGCCUUCCGCUCUCGGUCGCUCUCACCAGGCGGGAAUCGUGGUGCGUCGCCGACCUUGACAGAGUUUAUGAUGUCUGGUCAUGCUGGCGAAGAUUUGCCCAAUCUUGACUUUGUUCCCUUUUCGAUGCCCGAUGACUUGUCCCUGCCGUUGUGGGCCGUCGACUCUCAGGAUCAACCUCUUACCGAUAGUGGCUUGGUCAAUGAUGGCUCCGAUAUCAUUGGACCUAUACAGCCCACCAGCAUGGACUCUUUCUGGUGGCCUUCUCGCUACCACUCGCCGCUAUCGCCAGCCUCAUCAGGAGAUGGCAACAAUAUGUGGAGCGGAGCAAUAAACAAUCCCUACAUGCAGCCAAGUUUCCCUAUUGAUAGUCAGGAAUUUCUGUGCGAACGAUUCGCCUCCGUCACAUGCGGCAUCCUGUCCGUCAUCGACGGCCCAACCGAAAAUCCUUGGCGAAGCCUGGUAUGGCCUCUCACCCACGACUCACCUGCUCUUCUGCACGCCUUACUAGCCAUGACAGCAUUCCACGCCUCCGCCGAAUUCCCGGCACUCCGUUUGGUCGGACAUGAGCAUAAACACAGAAGCAUCCAGAACAUCCAGGAGGGAAUCAGAGAUGACAGCAUGUCAAAUCAUACGGCGAUCGCGACAGCAUUGGCACUUGGCUUCUCGGAAUCGUGGGACCAGCACACGGCGACGGGCAACACCCAUAUCAAAGGCGCACAAGUGCUAGUGAAAAAAGCCAUGAAGGAGCAUGCUCGUGAUCCAUUGUCGGGCACGGAGCUUGCUCGUCUAAAGUUCCUCUGCAAUGCUUGGGUAUACAUGGAUGUCAUGGCUCGUCUGACAUCCGUGGACAGCGAUGAAUCCAACGACUUUGAUAAUACUUUUAUCUUUGCAGCCGAUCCACCUCCUCUGGUAAUGGGCAACGAGCAGCCUGGAUUCGGCAUCGACUUCGGAAUGCCAGUCGAUGCAAGGCUGGACCCAUUGAUGGGCUGCGCGGGCACUCUAUUUCCCUUGAUCGGCCGAGUUGCGAACCUGGUGCGCAAGGUGUGCAGGUCCCAGAUCAAUUCCCCUGGAAUCAUUAGCCAGGCGAGAGAUUUGGUGGACUCGUUGGAGAAUUGGAGUCCGCCAGAGUACAUCGAGCGACCCGAAGACCCUACCACCGACGUGCAACAUGCUCUGCAAACCGCGGAGGCCUAUCGUUGGGCAACGUUGCUGCAUUUGCAUCAAGCAGUGCGCGAGCUACCCUCAAUGACAUCGGCUGAGUUCGCCCAGCGUGCAUUGCAAUACUUGGCAACGGUUCCCUUGACCAGCAGAACCAUUAAUGUGCACGUCUAUCCAAUGAUGGUCGCUGGAUGCGAGGCGACUGACGUUGAAGAUCGGGAGUGGGUCCGUGGGCGAUGGGCUGUCAUGUCUGAUCGUCUCCGCAUCGGCGUCAUUGACARGUGCCUCGCCGUCACMGAGGAGGUAUGGCGACGCAAGGAUCUGUACGAAAGUGUACCGCGCACUCAGCGGCGAUUGUGUGCUACUGCAGACCUGCGUUCAGCUAGGCGCAGAGGAGCACCACUCACCCGCAGACCUCCUCCACACAAUGCCAGCCCUGGCCGCACCGGCAUGGUGUUUAGCUACGUGGACAACGACAACGAUGCGUCUAUCAACGGCAAGCCGGAUCACCGUCGACAGAGUUCUUCUUCUUCUUCCAGGCCCUCGAAGCUGGGUAGUAUGUAUGACCCCGAUAUUGUGGCAUACACCGUUCGUGGCCAUUUGCAUUGGGUCGGUGUGAUGUGGGAAUGGGGAUGGGAGGUUUUACUCGGUUGA
Molecule: messenger RNA, 2508 nt
Organism: Ramularia collo-cygni
Lineage: Eukaryota; Fungi; Ascomycota; Dothideomycetes; Mycosphaerellales; Mycosphaerellaceae
Product: related to fungal transcriptional regulatory protein
Exons: 4
Coding region: 1-2508 (835 amino acids)
Biological process (GO): positive regulation of transcription by RNA polymerase II
Cellular component (GO): nucleus
Molecular function (GO): DNA-binding transcription factor activity, RNA polymerase II-specific; transcription cis-regulatory region binding; zinc ion binding
Source: RefSeq, a predicted model, not a curated record